Cladocopium goreaui is the source of this 1718-nucleotide messenger RNA. The record is from the annotation of a GenBank genome assembly. Lineage: Eukaryota; Dinophyceae; Suessiales; Symbiodiniaceae.
GUGAAAAGGCCUUCAGGUGGCAGGAAGCGUUGGCUGUGCUGCAGGAAGCCCUCGGAAGCCAACUGAGGCCUCAGUUGAGCUGCUUCAACGCAGUGAUUAGUGCCUUUGAGAAGUGCCAGCAGUGGAUGAUGGCGGCGCAGAUUUUCCAGGAGCUUCCUCAAAGGCGCCUUGCUCCUGACAGGAUCAGCUUCAACGCCCUGCUGAGUGCCUGCGCGGGUGCCUCGUUGUGGACCCGCGCUCUGGAGCUCCUGGAGCAGAUGACGAGCUGUGCCGUGGAGCCCGGGAGCAUCACGCGCAACGUGGUCAUCACGGCAUGUGAGAACGCUCUUCAGUGGGAAGUUGUGCUUCAGUUGCUUGAGCCCGACAAACCCAACGGGGCUCCACAAAGUGCCACCAACUUGCAUCACUCGGCUUGGUGGCUCUCCAAGCAGAGUCCUUCCAAGAUCUCCAAGCAGCGGGCCCUCGCCCUGGCACAGCGAGCCGUAGGGAAGCUGCAGGACUUCAAAGUCAAAGAGCUGGUGAGUCUCCUGAGAUCAUUCAGCUCCAUGCUGGUGUCGGAUCCCACCCUCUUCGGCCGCGCCGCAGAACGCCUGGUUUUGGACACGGGCACCACGGGGAUGUUGCAGACGCAGGAAUUCGCCAACCUCGCCUGGGCCUUUGCAUCCACAGGCUCCAACACUCAAAUCUUCCCAGCCAUUCAACGUGCUUUGGUGCAACGGGGACAAGCCUUGGUGGAAGAUGGAAAGAGUGUUGAGGAUGAUCCUGUCGCACGAGACUAUGCGGAAGGGAUGCUUGGCGUGGUGUGGUCACUGAACUAUGCAGGGCUGUUGUCUGAAGCGUUCCUAAACUUUGCCACCUCCACGUUGAAGCGGCUGACUGGCAGUGCAGCGCAGUUGGCUGAGUCCUGGCCCAGGACAAGCUGCAGCGAUGUAGCGGCGGACGCUCCUUGGGUGGUGGUGGAAAGUCGCCAGGCGAUGGUCCUGCUGAAACCUGCAGGUUGGCAGGUGGACGAUGAUGACCAAGUCCUGUCAGAUGAUGUGUGGUCUUUGUCAACUUUCGUCUCGCAGAUGCUGCCGUUGCGGCGCUGUCCGCUGAUCGGUGCCAAGCCCUUUAGCCGCGGCUUUUUGCAUCGACUAGAUGUGCCGACGUCAGGUUUAAUCCUCGUGGCCAAAAGCGUCUCGUCCUUCUACGACUUGCGAUUGCAGUUGGCCAGCGGCCGGCUCCAGCGGGACUACCAAGCCCUUUGCCACGGAUCCCUUAGCCCCUCCCGUCACGAAGUGCGGGCAGCGGUCCACUGGUGGUCCGAUGGUCGUAGCAGCAGCAGCUCCAUCGGAUGGUUCGGUCGUCCAUCCAUCACCACCUACCGCCCUGGGGACCCCGGGGACCCCGGGACUUCUGGCGGGACGCUGCGUGGGCGCGGCGUGGCGCUGACAAUGCGCUGCAUUCGGAUCGUCACCGGCCGAAAGCAUCAGAUCCGAGUGCAUUCGGCACACAUUGGGCACCCAGUGGUGUGCGACGGGAGAUACUCUACAACAGCAACCUAUCAGCUCGACCUGAAUUGGUGUCCAAGAAAUUUCUUGCACCGUUACAGCUUGCAGUUUUGCACCGAUGGCACCACCAUGACCGUGUCGUCAUCGCUGCCCAAUGACCUGGCCGAUGCACUCCGCCGUGGCUUCAUGAAAAAUGCUGAGUUCACCAUGGUGCAUCAAAAAUGCUGA